Messenger RNA from Ostreobium quekettii, 312 nucleotides. Lineage: Eukaryota; Viridiplantae; Chlorophyta; Ulvophyceae; Bryopsidales; Ostreobiaceae. The record is from the annotation of a GenBank genome assembly.
AUGUCCAGAACUGCUGAAUUGGCGGCUGAUGGGGAUGAGGAUGGGAUCACGAAGGAGUCCGUGGCAGAGUCGACCCCGCGCAGCACAACUACAGACGGCGAUCUGCAUUUCGAUUGGACACAGACCUAUGAUGAAGUCGUGGUGGAGUUUCCCAUCGAGGCGCAUGUGAAGUCCCGGGACGUGCGAUGCAAAUUUAACACCCACUCCAUCAGCGUCUCGGUGGGCAGCAAAGAGCUCCUGCAUGGAGACCUGUAUCAAGCUAUGCACCCUGACGACUGUGUCUGGGAGCUGGGUGAGUUGCCGACAGCUUGA